UGUCAGUUUUCUGAUCGACCGUUGGGGGGGCAUUUUAGCAAGUGGGAUCUGUAGACAGUGAAAGCCGGUCAAGCGUAAACGAGGAGUGAACGACAUUUUGCUGCAUUUCCACGAUCCAUUGCCAGUUCAUUAUUCUUGUAGCUUGCGUUCUGGUAUUAUCCUUCACCGGGGAUCCCCAAAGAAAACCCAUUGCUAACCCCCCCACAGAAAGUCCAACAAUGCGACCAUCAUCCAUCCAAAAAACCAGCGCGCUAGACCCAGACCCCGCAGAGGCAAGCAGCGUAUCCGUCACCCGUCGGCAAAGCGAGCGCCGCAAGCUCUCCGCAGACGCACCCCAGCCCCGCCCUUUAACCGCCAAGCGGAAAUCCCGCAGCCUCGCCGACGCCAGGUCUCCAUCCGUCCGCCACUCCUCCAGCUUCCACCUCUCCUCCUCCGACAGCCUCGACGUAACCGCCAUCGACAACCGCCCGAUGUGGGAACACAUCAACUUCCAACUCCUCCUCGCCUUCCCGCUCUUCAUAUUCUCCCUCUGCGCCGUCUACAAAGGCAUUCGGUCUCCGCAUCUCGGCCUCUUCCACCUCCCGCCCACACAGAUCGUCAACGGAAUCUUCUACACCUACUUCUUCCUCAUCGACGUGCUCAUCUCGCACGCCCUCACGCAGUUAGCGGCCACCCUCGGCGCCGUGCUGUUGCUCAGCGAGCUGGGCGUGCAAUUGAGUGUGUAUAUCGAUGGGAUUGGGGUGUCGAGACGGUUGAUCAGGCAUUUUGGGAGGAAGAGGUGGACGGAGGCGGGGUUGGCGGUGCUGAUUGUGUGGGCGGCGGUCGGCGGACGGUUUGUGGCGGUUGUGUUGCCGUUUACGGUGCAGGUGGAGGUGGUGAGGACGUUGGCGGGGAAGUACUUCCAUGUGGAUCCGAAUUGGGGCGCGGAGGUGCCUGGGGUGAAGGUACCGGAUGCAGGGCUGCCGAUGAAUUCGGACUUUUAUUUCUGGGCUCGCUUCUAUACCCUCUCCGCCUCGCAGAUCUGCAUGGUACGAGUAACAGAAGACUCCUCCUCCAGCUCACCCAACGGCAUCUCCUGGUCGCUCACAACGAUGCGCGAGGGGAGCAACGCAGCACACAUUGACGACGUCACGCAAGGGUCCUACCGAGCCAACCUCAACGCCGCGGCGUAUGUUGCAAACACCACAUGCACGCCAACGACCCCACAUACGCUCUAUAAUAUCUAUGGGAAUGAGACAGUGACAGAUUUGAUGCAGUGCCAGCUGCUGGAUGGUGGCGAGCGCAUCGCUUGCCAUCUGCAUUCCUCGUGGCUGGACCCCCCGGUUGCCGGCGUGGCAGAUACGAUGAACACCGGACCGCCGGCAUUUGACUGUGUGAUAGCGGUGCGCCGUGGGGUGGUGCAGGCAGAACUCAGCUACCAUCUAGCGUCACACGGCUACUUUGGUGUCCGCGCAGCCGCAAUCCUUAAGAAAAUCCUUCUGGACCCUGUUCCUUACGCCUACCCCAUCGACCUCGCCAACAUCGCCCAGUCGAUUGUCAACUCCGCGCCAGCCCCCGAAAUUGUCGCGCUCGGGAAGUGGGAAUGGUACUACUACAACGGCGUCUACAUCGGCUCCCAAACGCAGACCGAAAUCGCACUCUCCAUGAUCUUCCAAUACAUGGGCGCCGUCGGCGAAGCCCGCAUCGGCGCGCCGCAAAAAUCCUGGCCCAUCUACGGCGACAUCAUCGGCGCGCGCGGCCAGCUCCCGCCGCGCGCCGGGUGGGGCAUCGUCCUCGCCUGCGUGCUCUGUCCCUUCACCGUCAUCAUCUGCAAGCUGUACACCUGGCGACUCCACGGCGGCCGCAAAGCCGUGCAGAUCCUCACCAUCCGCGGCGAGUGUCUCCGCGCUAUGAGCAAGCGGCUGCAGACGACAGUGUGGCCGCGGAGGGAUGGCACGGGGGAUACGAUGGUGUAUCCGGAUUUUUCGGUGCGGUUGGGGAAUGAUCGGGAGGGGAGGGAAGGGUUGUGUGUGGGGGAUGUCGAGAGGGUUGUGGGGAUUGAGGAGGUGGUUGUGGCGAGCGAGCUGAGGAGUCGGAGGAUUUGCACGACGCUGGAUCGAGAUACGGAGGCAUGAUCGAGAGCUUUACAGGCGGACGAGCACAGAUUAGCCUGUACGAGCUUCUCGACCUGCAUUUCAAUCCGCUG
Molecule: messenger RNA, 2185 nt
Organism: Fimicolochytrium jonesii
Lineage: Eukaryota; Fungi; Chytridiomycota; Chytridiomycetes; Spizellomycetales; Powellomycetaceae
Exons: 2
Coding region: 219-2114 (631 amino acids)
Source: RefSeq, a predicted model, not a curated record